GCGUUUGUAUUCUUUCUGUUGUUAUUUGAUUCGAUUUAGAGUUACUGUGAGGAUUUUUAGCUGGUUUUGUGGUCUCUGUGUGAUUCUGGUUGUUGUAAGGGCAAGAUCUGGUUGAAUUAUACUGAUUUGUGAGUGAUAAAUGAGUUUGAGGUGUUUGAUCGAAUUGAGCUGCCAUUUGCCUUCCGUUUGGUUGCAAAGGAAGUGUAUUGGAAAAAGAAAUGAAGCUGAAAAUAUAAAGACGGUUUGGUAAUGUGGUCUUAUUGGGGAUUGGAAGGCCUUGUUGAUUUGUUUUUGAUCGUUGUGUAGAGUGCGGACUAGGGAAAACUAAUGAAGAACGGGAUGAUAGAAUGUAGUGUAUGCCAUUCAAAGAUUGUUGCCCCGAACUCUAAAGCUUUCUCCAGGGCCUAUGACCGCCACAAGAACAGGUUAUCAUCCAAGCAACGUGUUCUCAAUGUACUCUUGGUCGUUGGUGAUUGUAUGCUUGUCGGUUUACAGCCUAUCCUGGUUUAUAUGUCCAAGGUCGAUGGAAAAUUCGAGUUUAGCCCGAUUAGUGUAAACUUUUUAACAGAGGCAGCAAAGGUUCUAUUUGCUGUCGUUAUGCUAUUGUUGCAGGCUAGGAAUCAGAAAGUUGGGGAGAAGCCUCUUCUCUCAAUUUCUACAUUCAUGCAGGCAGCUCGCAAUAAUGUGCUUCUUGCUGUUCCAGCAUUUCUCUAUGCUAUUAAUAACUAUUUAAAGUUCACCAUGCAGCUAUAUUUUAAUCCUGCAACUGUGAAGAUGCUGAGCAAUUUGAAGGUGUUGGUGAUUGCUGUUUUGUUGAAAAUGAUAAUGAAGCGCCGAUUUUCAAUAAUUCAGUGGGAAGCCCUUGCUUUGUUGCUCAUUGGAAUUAGUGUAAAUCAAUUGCGAUCUUUACCCGAGGGUUCCACUGCUUUAGGUCUUCCAGUUUCGACGGGCGCAUACAUCUACACAUUGAUCUUUGUAACAGUUCCAUCAUUGGCCUCUGUUUAUAAUGAGUAUGCUCUGAAGAGCCAAUAUGACACAAGCAUAUACCUCCAGAACUUAUUCUUAUAUGGGUAUGGUGCUAUAUUCAACUUUCUAGGAAUAUUGGUAAUGGCCAUUGUCAAAGGACCAAGUAGCUUUGAUAUCCUUCAUGGUCAUUCAAGAGCUACAAUGUUUCUGAUAGCUAACAAUGCAGCACAAGGAAUUCUGUCUUCUUUUUUCUUCAAAUAUGCAGAUACAAUUCUAAAGAAGUACUCGUCCACUGUUGCCACUAUCUUCACGGGCAUAGCAUCUGCUUUGCUGUUUGGUCAUAAAUUGACUAUGAACUUUGUUUUAGGAAUUUCUAUAGUCUUCAUCUCGAUGCACCAGUUCUUUUCUCCCAUUUCGAAAGUCAAGGAGGAGGAACGAAAUGGGAAGCUAGAAAUGAUAGAUGUCGAUGAUAAACACAGGUCAAAGGAUUCCUUUAUUAAUAUGGCAGCAGGGGCAAAUGAAGAGGCUAGUCAUCGGGUGGGCCCUGAUGAGAGACAGCCGCUUCUUCCGACCUAAAAGUUUUAUGGAGAUUCUUUUUUUCUUUUCUUUGAAGGAAUUCUUUUGGCAGGAAUUGAAAUGAUACGAGAGAUUAAGCAAAUCGAGAUUCCUCAAACAUUCAAUAAAUUUAUCUGAGAAGAGAUACUUUUCUACUGUUUUCCGGGGAUCCCUUUUCCCGUGUCACGGGGUUUCCCUAAGUUGGCGUAUAAAGCAGUUCAUAAAUGAAUUCGGAGGAUACACGGCGUUAGGUUAUCCCAGCUUUUCGCUGCAGAAGAUUGAUAGAGAAAAUAGUAAUAUGUUGUCAACAAUUAUUGGAUUCCUACAUGCACUUUACUUUAGCUUACCAAUGUGAUUUGUAAUUGCAUUCUUUGUAUAAUUUACCUUGGACCACAUACACAUUUCACCCCCAAUGUCAACUUUUGAGUUUUUCUUUUUGUUUCA
Pyrus x bretschneideri (Chinese white pear) is the source of this 1965-nucleotide messenger RNA. Its product is annotated as CMP-sialic acid transporter 2. The transcript has 16 exons. Gene Ontology annotation, cellular component: Golgi membrane. Gene Ontology annotation, molecular function: pyrimidine nucleotide-sugar transmembrane transporter activity. Bases 328 to 1542 code for a protein of 404 amino acids. NCBI's taxonomy places the organism in Eukaryota, Viridiplantae, Streptophyta, Magnoliopsida, Rosales, Rosaceae. The record is from RefSeq and is a predicted model, not a curated record. Gene Ontology annotation, biological process: pyrimidine nucleotide-sugar transmembrane transport.